This is a messenger RNA of Daphnia carinata, 2205 nucleotides long. It is a transcript of the gene Trap1, whose product is annotated as heat shock protein 75 kDa, mitochondrial-like. Gene Ontology annotation, molecular function: ATP hydrolysis activity; ATP binding; protein kinase binding. NCBI's taxonomy places the organism in Eukaryota, Metazoa, Arthropoda, Branchiopoda, Diplostraca, Daphniidae. The coding region runs from base 56 to 2131 and encodes 691 amino acids. The transcript has 13 exons. Gene Ontology annotation, cellular component: mitochondrial inner membrane. Gene Ontology annotation, biological process: protein folding. The record is from RefSeq and is a predicted model, not a curated record.
AGUAGACACCCUCAGAUCUUAUGUUGUUAGUUUAAAACAUAAAAGAUUGGGAAAAAUGGCGGCUUCCAUGAGAUUGUCACGUGCAGUUACUUUACUUUUACGCCGGGCGGAUAAUUUCCGACGAAUUCCACAAUCUUCAACUUCCACGUUACUUUUAAAAAAUCCGGCAUUAAACACGGAUCAAUAUUUAAAUCGUUUUGUGUCCACAACAUCGUUAGUGAGGAAUGAACAGCAAAGCAAUGCAAAAACUGCACCAGAAAAACGAGAAUUCCAGGCAGAAACCAGAAUGCUUCUUGAUAUUGUGGCAAAAUCAUUGUACUCUGAAAAAGAGGUUUUUGUUCGGGAACUCAUUUCCAAUGCCUCUGAUGCAUUAGAGAAGUUCCGAUAUCUGUCUCUUACUGGAACAGCUUUGGAAAACAGUCAAAGACCAUUGGAAAUCAAAAUUACUGCUGAAAAGGAGGCUAAAACGUUAACUAUUGAGGAUAGUGGCAUAGGAAUGAACAAGGAAGAAAUUAUUAACAACUUGGGAACAAUUGCUAGAUCAGGUUCAAAAGCAUACAUAGAGCAACUGAAAAGCAAAGGAGGAGCACCAGACUCUGUAUCGAAUAUUAUCGGUCAGUUUGGUGUUGGCUUUUAUUCAGCAUUCAUGGUAGCAGAAAAGGUUGAUGUCUUUACCAAAUCAUCCUUGCCCGGCAGUGUUGGAUUGCACUGGAGCUCAGAUGGGACGGGAACCUACGAAUUGUCUGAAGACGAAACGGCUAAACUUGGAACCAAAAUCAUUAUUCACCUCAAGAGUGAUUGCACCAAUUUUUCUCAGGAGGACACCAUCAAAGACAUUAUCCAACGAUAUAGCAAUUUUGUGGGCAGCCCGGUUUCUGUCAAUGGAACAGUGGUUAAUACAGUUCAGCCGUUGUGGUUGAUGGAUCCCAAAGAAGUGACGGCUGUUCAGCAUGACGAAUUCUACCGUUUCAUUUCCGACUCGUAUGAUCGUCCACGUUUCGUCCUUCACUACAAAACUGAUGUUCCACUGAAUGUUCGUGCUUUAAUAUACUUUCCAGAGGGCAAGCCUGGAUUAUUUGAAAUGAGUCGAGAAUCCGACGCUGGAUUAGCACUGUACUGCCGGCGAGUCUUGAUAAAAAACAAGGCCGAGAACCUUCUCCCUAAAUGGCUUCGUUUCUGCAAAGGAGUGGUCGAUUCGGAAGACAUUCCGCUUAAUCUUAGUCGUGAAUUACUUCAGGAAGGCGCCCUUAUCCGAAAACUGCGGACAGUGUUGACUAACAGAAUACUUCGUUUCCUACAUGACAAGUCACAAAAGGCCAAGGAUGAAUACGAACGUUUUUACCGUGAUUAUGGCAUAUUCCUUAAAGAAGGCAUUUUGUCUUCUAAUGAACAACUAGAAAAAGAAGAGAUUUCUAAAUUGUUGAGGUACGAAUCAUCUCAACUAGCCCCUGGAGAAAAGGUCAGCAUUGCCGAGUAUUGCAACCGAAUGCGGCCAGGACAGAGGGAUAUUUAUUACUUAGCCGCCCCUAGUCGCGAGUUAGCCGAGUCAUCAGCCUACUUUGAGGCUCUGAAGAAACGAGAUGUAGAAGUUCUGUUCUGCUUUGAGCCGUAUGAUGAGCUUGUCCUCCUCCAGUUGCGCGAAUUUGAUCGCAAACAUUUGACGUCCGUCGAAAAAGAGAUGCGACAAGAGUCUGCUGCAGAUCAAUCAACUGAUUCCGAAACUGGCACCACCGGCUUGGAUAGCAAAGCGACUGAGGAUCUCAUUACCUGGUUGUCGGCUACGUUGUCCGGUCGAGCCGCAAAGGUAAAAGUAACACGAAAGUUAGAAUCACAUCCUUGCGUCGUAACUGUUGAAGAAAUGGGAGCUGCGAGGCAUUUCGUCCGUACCCAAUCACAAUCGGUACCUGAAGAGCAACGCUAUAAGUUACUUCAACCUCAACUGGAAAUCAAUCCAAAGCAUCCAAUUAUCACGAAAAUGCAUAAACUGAAAGAUGAGAACCCUGGUUUGGCUACUUUGCUGGCGAAUCAGCUCUUUGCCAAUGCCAUGGUGUCAGCAGGAUUAUUGGACGAUGCUCGGCCAGUCGUUGCCAAUAUGAACGAAUUAUUAACAUUAGCAUUAGAAAAAUGCUAAAAAAAAUUAUCCAUCCUAUAGCAAAUGUUCUUCCUAGUUAACUACUUAAUAAAUAAGUCAUUCGUCUUGUAAAA